AUGUAUGUCAUUAAGAGAGAUGGAAGGCAGGAAUCUGUCCACUUUGACAAGAUUACCGCGCGUCUGAAGAAGCUUAGCUACGGGUUAAACCCGGAGCAUUGCGAGCCUGUGCUCGUUGCGCAGAAGGUGUGCAUGGGGGUGUACAAGGGAGUGACCACGAGUCAGCUUGAUGAAUUGGCUGCGGAGACUGCUGCUGCCAUGACCGUCAACCAUCCAGACUAUGCAAUCCUGGCGGCGAGGAUUGCUGUCUCCAAUUUGCACAAAAACACCAAGAAAUCCUUCUCUGAGACUGUGAAGGAUAUGUAUCGCCAUGUGAACGCCAGAUCUGGUUUGAAGUCGCCUCUCAUAGAUGAUGACGUGUACGAUCUUAUCAUCAAGAACGCGGCUCUUCUGGACAGCGAGAUAAUUUAUGAUCGGGACUUCGAUUACGACUACUUCGGCUUCAAGACACUGGAGAGAUCAUAUUUACUGAGAGUGAAUGGGAAAGUUGUGGAGAGACCGCAGCACAUGCUUAUGAGGGUGUCGGUCGGCAUCCACAAGGAUAAUAUUGAUGCAGUCCUAAAGACGUAUCACACAAUGUCUCAGAGGUGGUUCACUCACGCAUCACCGACCUUAUUCAACGCAGGAACUCCCAGGCCACAGCUGAGCAGUUGCUUCCUUGUAUGCACCAAAGGCGACAGCAUUGAGGGUAUCUACGACACUCUGAAGGAGUGUGCUGUUAUUAGCAAGUCAGCUGGUGGAAUUGGUUUGUCAGUUCAUAAUAUCCGUGCUACUGGCAGCUACAUUCGUGGCACAAACGGGACUUCUAAUGGGAUCAUCCCGAUGUUGAGGGUAUUCAAUGACACAGCUCGGUACGUCGACCAGGGUGGCGGCAAGAGGAAGGGCGCUUUCGCUAUCUAUCUGGAGCCGUGGCAUGCCGAUAUAUUCGAUUGGCUGGAUCUUAGGAAGAAUCAUGGGAAGGAGGAAAAUAGGGCUCGAGAUCUAUUCUAUGGUCUGUGGAUUCCAGACCUUUUCAUGAGACGUGUGCAAGAGAAUGGCGUAUGGUCUCUUUUCUGCCCCAAUGAGGCUCCAGGACUGGCAGAUUGCUGGGGUGAAGAGUUUGAGAAGCUCUACACCCGUUACGAAGUUGAGGGUAAGGCCAAAAAGGUCGUACAAGCUCAAAAGCUUUGGUUUGCCGUUCUGGAGGCCCAGAUUGAAACGGGGAAUCCGUACAUUCUCUUCAAGGAUGCUUGCAACAGGAAAAGCAAUCAACAGAACCUCGGGACCAUCAAGUCAUCGAAUCUCUGCACUGAGAUUGUGGAGUUCACAAGUCCAGAUGAGACCGCGGUUUGCAAUCUGGCUUCGAUUGCCCUACCUCGGUUUGUUCGAGAGCGGGGCGUACCUAUGGAUUCACAUCCAACAAAGGUCAUUGGAAGCAAUGGGUACGAGAGCCGUUACUUCGAUUUCGAGAAGCUUGGGGAGAUCACUUCGCUGGUCACUCGUAAUCUAAACAGAAUUAUCGAUGUAAACUAUUACCCCGUCGAGGCUGCGAGAAGAUCGAACAUGCGCCAUCGUCCUAUUGGUCUCGGAGUGCAAGGCCUUGCUGACGCCUUCAUUCUGCUUGGCAUGCCAUUUGAUUCUGAAGAGGCCCAGAAGCUCAACAGAGAUAUAUUUGAGACCAUAUACUACCACGCACUGAGGACCUCAUGCGAAUUGGCAGCAGAGGAGGGUGUCUACGAAACGUAUGAUGGAUGUCCUAUUAGCAAGGGACUCCUUCAACCGGAUAUGUGGGAUGUCAAGCCCUCCUCAAGAUGGGACUGGGAUGCUUUGAGACGCAUGAUUGCUAAGAACGGUGUGCGUAACUCUCUUCUUUUGGCUCCCAUGCCCACAGCAUCAACCAGUCAAAUCUUGGGCAACAAUGAAUGCUUCGAGCCUUACACAUCGAAUAUCUACAGCAGACGAGUACUGAGUGGCGAGUUCGUUGUAGUCAACAAGCACCUUCUCAACGACUUGACUGAUCUGGGCCUGUGGACCCAAGACCUUAAGAAUCAAAUCAUUUACCACAAUGGCUCCAUCCAGCAGAUUGAUGCCAUACCUGCGGGAUUAAAGAAAAUAUACAGGACAGUUUGGGAGAUUAAGCAAAGGGCAAUUGUGGACAUGGCAGCUGCGAGAGGUGCUUUCAUUGAUCAGAGUCAGAGUUUGAACAUUCAUAUGGACCAACCGAACUUUGGAAAGUUGACUUCUCUGCACUUCUACAGCUGGACCAAAGGUUUGAAAACAGGAAUGUACUAUUUACGGUCCAGAGCCGCAGCAGAUGCCAUCAAAUUUACAGUAGAUCAAAGUAGCAUCAAGACCAAGCAAGCAACACCUGCGGCAGCUAUUGCGGAAGAUCUGGAAGUGAAGUUGUCUCAAAUGGUGUGCUCUUUAGAGAAUAAAGAAGAGUGUAUGUCUUGCGGCAGUUAGGGGAAGUUUGGAUUGUAGCAUAGGUGUUCAUCGUCAUCAUCCCAUAUUCCUUAGUAGGUAGGACAAUGCGCAAUUGACCUCGAUCCUGCAGUGAAAAUUAGAAUGUAUCAUAACGAAGUAGCUUGUAUAUGCCUCAUUUUUAAGACGAAGUUCCAUUCUUACAA
Molecule: messenger RNA, 2606 nt
Organism: Physcomitrium patens
Lineage: Eukaryota; Viridiplantae; Streptophyta; Bryopsida; Funariales; Funariaceae
Product: ribonucleoside-diphosphate reductase large subunit
Biological process (GO): deoxyribonucleotide biosynthetic process
Cellular component (GO): ribonucleoside-diphosphate reductase complex
Molecular function (GO): ATP binding; ribonucleoside-diphosphate reductase activity, thioredoxin disulfide as acceptor
Source: RefSeq, a predicted model, not a curated record